AUGUCUCCGGGUGGUAGUUUAUUCGCUCGACGACAAUCGGAAUUUGAUGCUGGCCUGAACACCUCAGCAGCUUGGACCAAACAUCUCGAACGCGAGGGGUCGCUUUCCGACGAAGAGCUUGAUUCAACGAAUCAGGGAAUAGGGGAGCUCCCUACUCGUCCGGCUCAAGCAUUGUAUGAUUUCCUGGGGAAGCCAGAAUUCAAUGAACUAACCGUCGACGCCGGCGAUGAGAUACAUGUGCUUAAGGAAGAUCUUCCCGAUGGCUGGAGUCUGGUGAAAGCCGCAAACAUCGCUGGUUACCUUGACUUCAUGGCGGACUUUGUGCAAGAAGCAGAAACCACGGGCCUCGCAGCCUCGACCGACUCGACGGAGUCUACGACUCCCAGAAGGUCGCCAGCAUUGUCCAAGAUUGUUCUCCAGACCACUGGAGGGCACCUUUCAAUGACUUCUGUUCGUACUUUGCGAACGAAACGGCGUUAA
This is a messenger RNA of Pleurotus ostreatus (oyster mushroom), 480 nucleotides long. RefSeq lists its product as uncharacterized. Lineage: Eukaryota; Fungi; Basidiomycota; Agaricomycetes; Agaricales; Pleurotaceae. The transcript has 2 exons. The record is from RefSeq and is a predicted model, not a curated record. The coding region runs from base 1 to 480 and encodes 159 amino acids. Gene Ontology annotation, molecular function: protein binding.